AUGAAGCCUUUCAGUGAGAAACCUUUGCUCUGUGAUUCGUUUCUAGUAUCUGUCAGUGCGUUACCUUAGCCUCCUAUAAACACUGAUGAAGGCAUUUCAUGAAAUCACUUCACGGAUAGGCACAUUUGGAUACAGUAGUCAGCCACGGCAACAUUGGCAGAUAGCGCGUCUUAACAAGGUGCCAGUGUAGUUUUGGGUACUGUAUAUCCUUCAUUAUCCACAUACCAACGCAAUUUUGACUGAAUGUUAAUACACUAUAAGCUAAUUCCUCAACGAGAAAAACAAAUUUAGUUUCUACAAUGAGAAGUGAGAAAGGGAGCUCUGGAUUGAAACUCAGGAUUGUCCUAUUGGGAGAGAAAGGAGUUGGAAAAUCAGCUAUUGCUGUACGAUUCCUCUGUGGUAGAUACCUGCAUGAAUACGAUCCAAAUUUAGAAUGCUGUUACGACAAACAUGAGAUAAUUGAUGGAAAGACCGUCAAAAUAGAAAUAUUCGACACAGCAGGACAGGACGUACUGGAUAACUAUCUGAAAAAUGCCGAUGCUGUUCUGUAUGUCUACUCAAUUACGUCAGAGAAAAGUUUCGCUGCCGCAAAAUCCUUCCGCGAGGAACUGCUUUUGGGUGAUAAGAGCCAUAUUCCUGUAAUCCUCCUCGGAAAUAAAAGAGAGCUUGAACAAGGACGCCAGGUUUCGUACAAAGAUGGAUUCACUCUAGCCAGAGAAACGAACUGGAAAUUCUACGAAAUGUCUGCUGCAGUUGACACUCAUAGAAUAAACGAUAUGGUGUUAAACCUCGCAAGUGAACUGUUGGCUGAAACUAAGAAAUCUAACCGACAAAGACGGACUUGGAAAAUUAAACGAGCAAUGAGUAUUCUAAAUGUUCACAUUCAUCAACCGAAGCAUAGUAGCUUUCCGUCCGUACUUAUGCCCUUAACUGAAAACAAGACUGAUCCUCCUAGGUCGCCUGCGUUGCCCCAGCAUCCAAGGUUGGCAAACAGAAGGCAAACCUGCCCCGCUCUAUGAAAAAGAAUAUACAAUAGACUGCGACAAAAGACUUAAUCCUUGAGUCUGGCGAAAGGAAGGCUGUAUUAUUGUAUUACUUGUAUUGAUGAACUGUUACAUAAUGGUAUCCAAUUUUACAAGAAAUGUGCAAUAUUCUAAAGCAUUGUCCAGAUUAUCAAAGUUUCUUCGGCAAAAACAUUGUUGUAUGCCUAUAUAUAUUCAUGAUGUGCCUAUAUAUGGUCAUGAUGUGAUGUCAUCACCACCAUAUUUAGGCAUGUAACAUUUCCUUGCAAUAUAAUUUGGUUGUGUGGAUAGGGAUUAACGACGGUGGAAUACGGUACCCUUUAUGUGACGUGUACAGUUUUUGCCGAAAACUAAUCCCGCAUUGGGUAGAUUAGUUAACUGUCCGCUACAUCCAAACUAUUCCUACAGAAAGGUUAUGCUGUUCUACUGUUGACGAAGUGCUAAGGAUUUGUUUAGAACUAACUGUAUGGUUGCAGUGGUACAUUGAAACAAUAGGUUGUCAUGCAUUCAAAGUGUCGAAAUAUUUGAUAAUGGGUAUGAUUUGUCAGAUAGAUGUCUAUUAAAUAUAAAAUCAUGUGACGCUUUGGGCUAGCAACCGAACGGUUGUUGGUCUAGACCGAUUCUAUCAGAUCUACAUUUCCUAUUCCGUGAUCAAAUUAAUUCACCAGUCUACUACGAACGCUAGUCCUGAAUGGGUAGCUAGAAUAGUUUUAAAUAAUAAAUAAUAAAAUAAUGAAUGAAUUUGCUAUCUGCGCUCACGACCGUGUUAUACACAAUAAUUUAUUCGAGAAUUCAAAAAACUCCAAGGUUUUUAAUAUUUUAAUUUAUUUGUUCACUAGAAAUUACAGAGGUUUAUAAAGAUACUAAAGAAUGAACAAUAAUGAUUCAAGUAAACUUUCUUAUAAAUCAAAUGUGGCUCACUUUCUAAUACAAAUUGUUAUUAAACAUAGUAAACUUAUAAAAAAAACAACAACUUUACAUCUAAAAAGUUACGAAUGCAAAAAUAUACCUAGCCUUUAACAUCGAUCUUGAUUUUGUGAAAAAAAAAAUAUCUCGGAAUUAUAAUUAUAAAUAUGAAAUUAAUUUAGAAGGCCAAAGAAAAUGAUACAAUGAGGUGAUAUAAAGAAUGUCCAGCAUCCACGAGUUCAAAUACGUAGUGCACAUGAUUUUUCCCAAGAUGGAGUCAUAUAAAGUAGGAUCCCUGAGAUUUUUACCUAGGUUAUCUUUCUGGGGACAGUAAAAUGAUGAUGAAAAAUCCCAGUGCUCAUUGUUUUAUAAGAAGUUAAUUAUAGAGAUAAUAACCAAGGCAACGAUGCCAACUGAAAAUUUAUCGCAAACUUACGUCAGCAAAACACAAGCAAACUUGUACAGCUAUGUACAGUGAACAAACAUGUAUGUUUGUGUAUGAUAUUCCCGUUAUUGUUCAAAAUGUUUGUAGCAUACUGUAGUGUACAUGACUAAUAUACUUCCACCUCUGCAUGUGGUCAACUAUAAA
Messenger RNA from Anneissia japonica, 2517 nucleotides. Its product is annotated as ras-like protein rasD. Lineage: Eukaryota; Metazoa; Echinodermata; Crinoidea; Comatulida; Comatulidae. The transcript has 5 exons. The coding region runs from base 300 to 1019 and encodes 239 amino acids. The record is from RefSeq and is a predicted model, not a curated record. Gene Ontology annotation, molecular function: GTPase activity; GTP binding.